This is a messenger RNA of Venustampulla echinocandica, 840 nucleotides long. RefSeq lists its product as uncharacterized. Gene Ontology annotation, cellular component: elongator holoenzyme complex. The transcript is spliced from 3 exons. Gene Ontology annotation, biological process: tRNA wobble uridine modification. NCBI's taxonomy places the organism in Eukaryota, Fungi, Ascomycota, Leotiomycetes, Helotiales, Pleuroascaceae. Bases 1 to 840 code for a protein of 279 amino acids. The record is from RefSeq and is a predicted model, not a curated record.
AUGGCUUCCAAGAUUCCACCUCUCCUUGAGCCCUAUCUCGCCCUUCCCCCCGAGGCAUCCCUCAUCCUAUUAACCAACGUUCUUGGCGCGAGUACAAACUGGCUCGUCCUACGGUUCCUGCACAGCACCUUGGCCACCAGCAGUAAUUCCCUUGAAGUCCACCCAGAAGAUGAAACUAAAGUAGUUUUCGUGAGCUUCUUGAGGGAUUUUGCAUUCUGGAAGGAUAAUGCUAGGAGAUUGGGGUUGGAUCUUGAGAAACAUGCUGCAAAGAAAUCAUUUGCAUUUGUGGACGGUUUGAGUGGGCUUUUCCUGCCGAAGCAACAGAGGCCAGCCGUGGGUCCCGGAGAGACAGUUCUCAGCAGCCCAAGUCUUACAAAUGUCUCCGAAGCGAUAUUGAAGGCUAUUCAAGAUGUAAGAGGUUCAUCAGGAGCGAAGGGAAAUGUUUUGUUAGUGGUCGACCAGCUAGACCUAUUAUUGGCAGUGGCAGGGAACCAAGUUGGGGCCGUCAAUUUGGAGGAGAUGUUGGCAGGGCUUCGAGAGGAGGUUCAUUCCGCCAUAAUUACUGUUUCGGCAGAUCACCCUCUGGUAUCCGCUCUGCAGACGCCUCUGGAAACGAAUCAUGCAUCGUUUUUAGUAAAUAUAGCACAUCAAGCUGAUUUCAUAAUGGGCUUGAGGCUGUUAGACAGUGGGACGGCAACAGACGUCAGUGGAGUUGUUAGAGUUACAAUUGGAGAUCAGGUAGCUGAGGAUGAUGAUUUUAGGCGAAAGAUUGACGAGCGAGAGUUGCUGUAUUUCGUUGCAGGAGAUGGAGGCGUGAGAGUAUUCGAGAGGGGACAGUAG